Lizanozyma spartinae is the source of this 1206-nucleotide messenger RNA. It is a transcript of the gene STD1, whose product is annotated as Std1p. Bases 1 to 1206 code for a protein of 401 amino acids. NCBI's taxonomy places the organism in Eukaryota, Fungi, Ascomycota, Pichiomycetes, Serinales, Debaryomycetaceae. The transcript has a single exon. The record is from RefSeq and is a predicted model, not a curated record.
AUGAUGUAUGGUGGCCACGCACAUCCCAACGGGAACGCACCUUCCCAUUUCAAGGAUUCUGCUAGAAGUGCUAUCUAUCAACAGUUACAACAAAAAUUAGGUGCAAAUCAACUCAAAAAUAUCUCUGGUAAAGAGAAUAACAUCGAUAUAGCCAGCACACAUUCAUCCGCAGCUUCAGUCAGAUCAGCACCAUCUUUAGCUAAUACUUCACGUGCAUCCCAAGCAUCAUCCAACAAGCACUCCCAUCGAUCCUCAACAAGCUCAGUAUUCUCCAAGCGAUCUGUACGGUCCGCACCAUCCAUAUACUCCAGCAGCACUGCGACCAUUCCCGAGGACUCGGAACCGAUCUCAACGACCGUGGAACAGUUGGUCAACGACAUAGCCUUGCAUGAGAAGUUCUAUCAUCAGAAGUACUUAGAUAGAACUGUACAACAACAACAGCAAUCUCAGUCAUUACAACUUCAAAUGUCACCUAAAUUCCCACUGAUACAACAACCAUUUGGAAUGCGACUGGUGUCCACUCCUCACCUGCCUCGAUCUGGAGCUUCAACUCCUAUUAACGAAGAAUUCGAUGAAGACGAGUUCUACAAGAUUUCUCUUGGUUCAGCCUUACAAUUUCAAAAUGCUCCUGAAUCAUUGGUUGAUUGGAACUUGAACGUUACGAGAUGUAAACUUAUGCUCAACCAACUUCCUAUGAUACUGUCGAUACCCGACUUCUCAUAUGCCCAAAACUCCCUCCCACAGUUGAUUGGGGAUUUGGCACAAUUGUGUCAGAUUGUGCUUAUACAGCCACACAUUUCUGACAAAGAGUUCAUUCAUAUCCUUUACAAUUCAAGUUUAUACUCCGAGCACAACUUGGAUGUUGCAUUCAAGAAGUCUGUGGCCGAGAUUAGUGUAAAGCAAUCUCGUCUCCUACAAAUCAAUGAACCCAGGGCAUCUUCGUCCAACAUGUUGAGUCCCAUUCUUGCACCUCAUAAUCUGGCGACUCUCAAGUUUAAAUAUAAGGAAAUAGCUGUGAGGAAUUACUUGAUAAAUCUUGCAGCAGCUGCCACCACUGCUCAUGAAUACAAGGUGAAGGUGGACGAUAUCAAACGUCAAUUAAAAUUGGAAAACCGUAAAGCAAAAUUGUCCAAAGAUGAGAAGCAGUCUAUUUGGGAAAUGGUUAGACUGGACGUUUUCAAACGAGCAGGCUUGGAAGAGAACUGA